Molecule: messenger RNA, 873 nt
Organism: Prunus armeniaca (apricot)
Lineage: Eukaryota; Viridiplantae; Streptophyta; Magnoliopsida; Rosales; Rosaceae
Source: the annotation of a GenBank genome assembly
AUGAAAGCAACCAAUGUUUUUGAUGUCGUCUAUUGCAUCGGGAUGGGAGGACAGGGAAGUGUGUACAAGGCAAAGCUGCCAUCAGGCAGCAUUGUUGCAGUGAAGAAAUUCCAUCAAACACUUGAUGGUGAGGAGGCAUCUCGGAAGGAGUUCUUUAAUGAAAUAAGGGCCUUAACUCAGAUACGACACCGAAACACGGUGAAGUUUCUUGGCUUUUGUUCAAGUUCCCAUCACUCGUUUUUGGUCUAUGAGUAUCUGGAAAAAGGUAACUUGGCUGCAAUCUUGAGCAACGAGCAUGAAGCUAAAAAUUUGGACUGGAGCACAAGGCUUUUGAAUCCAGACUCGUCGAAUUGGACUGCUCUUGCAGGCACAUAUGGAUAUGUCGCACCAGAGCUGGCUUAUACAAUGAAGGUAACAGAAAAAUGUGAUGUUUAUAGCUUUGGAGUGCUGGCACUGGAAGUGAUUAUGGGAAAGCAGCUAGGUGAUUUCGUCUCCUCCUUUUCGUUUCCAUCCACCACCUAUGCAAACAUAUUUCUCAAGGAUGUGUUGGACCAAAGCCUUGCCCCUCCUACACCUCAACUUCAAGAUGAACUCAUAACCAUUGCAAGUCUAUCAAUUGCAUGCAGACAUUCCCAUCCACAAUCGAGGCCAACAAUGCACAUGGUUUCUCAAGCGUUAUCGUUCCCAACUGCUUCUUCCAACAGAAGAUCAAUGAUAUUACCCUUGAACAACUCAUUACGAUCUGAUUUGCGUGUGCCAUAUGCAUAUUGUAGUCAUUUGAGACUUUCUACUUCUUCUGAAGCAAAACGUGGUCAAAUGGAUGAAUUUUGGAGUAAUUUUAGUUGGAGGACGUUCGUGAGUCAGUUGGCUUGA